This is a messenger RNA of Syngnathoides biaculeatus (alligator pipefish), 4718 nucleotides long. RefSeq names its product DEAD-box helicase 3 X-linked a (gene ddx3xa). Gene Ontology annotation, biological process: gamete generation; cell differentiation. The coding region runs from base 289 to 2388 and encodes 699 amino acids. Gene Ontology annotation, molecular function: RNA helicase activity; RNA binding; ATP binding. Gene Ontology annotation, cellular component: nucleus; P granule. The transcript is spliced from 19 exons. The record is from RefSeq and is a predicted model, not a curated record. NCBI's taxonomy places the organism in Eukaryota, Metazoa, Chordata, Actinopteri, Syngnathiformes, Syngnathidae.
UGAGCGGAGCGACCAGCGGCUCAUUCCAGCACGGUCAACCCAGCCGGCAGCAUCACCAGCGGCCCUUUCUUUGCCAAACUCAAGUUUACAAAUAACCACAGUGUCGCCCUUUUAUUUAUUUUUAGGUGAACGACUUUUUUUUUUUGGUCUCGUCAAGUUGUUAAAGCGUCUCUGUUCCAAUUUUGUCUCAAGAGACCAGGAAACAAAAGUUGCAGUGUAGCCCGGUCGCGCUAACAAAGAAAAAAAAAAUCCUUUCUCUUGAAAAUAAUCCCCCACUACUCGUUAGUUAUGAGUCAUGUGGUCGUCGAUAAUCCACACGGUCUAGAUCAGCAGCUAGCUGCCCUAGACUUGAAUUCCGUUGAGGGACAAGGUGGAGGAACUGGCAGACGUUACAUUCCACCUCACUUGAGGAACAAAGAUGGCCCCAAAAAUGCAGGAAAUGCUUAUUCCGCUGCUAGACAGUGCAGUUAUUCAGUGGCACCAGUAAAUAUCUAUUCAUCUGGAUGGGAUGGUGGACGCAGCAACGGUUUUAUGAAUGGCUACCACGACAACCGUGCAAACGGGGCCUUUGGAGGACGCGGACCUCCUCGCCAUGAUAGAGGUUUCGGGGGUUACGAGAACAAGGACGGUAACUGGGGCGGGCAGCCCAGGGACAGUGCCUUCAACAGCUUUGGGGGCCGGAACGACAGGUCGAAGUCGGCCUUCUUUCACGAUCGUGGAGCGGGCUCAAGGGGAAGGUACGAACGUGGCGGCUUUUCUGGCGGAGGACACAGCCGUUGGUCAGAAGAGUCCAGAGACGAGGAUUGGUCCAAACCGACUGCUCCCAAUGAGCGUCUAGAACAUGAGCUCUUCUCCGGCAGCAAUACCGGGAUAAACUUUGAGAAGUACGAUGAUAUUCCCGUCGAGGCCACCGGAAGCAACUGCCCACCCCACAUUGAAAGCUUCCACGACGUGGACAUGGGAGAGAUCAUCAUGGGCAAUAUCACCCUUAGCCGCUAUACACGUCCCACUCCGGUCCAGAAGCACGCUAUCCCCAUUAUCAAGUCCAAGAGAGACCUCAUGGCCUGCGCCCAGACUGGAUCUGGAAAGACUGCCGCUUUCCUGCUGCCUGUGUUGAGUCAGAUCUACACGGACGGGCCAGGAGACGCUCUGCAGGCCGCCAAGAAUAGCGGACAGGAGAACGGAAGAUACGGGCGCCGUAAACAGUACCCGAUCUCCCUGGUCCUUGCCCCCACCAGAGAGCUGGCGCUGCAAAUUUAUGAUGAGGCCAGAAAGUUCGCCUACCGCUCACGCGUGCGCCCCUGCGUGGUAUACGGCGGCGCCGACAUCGGCCAGCAGAUCCGAGAGUUGGAAAGAGGAUGCCACCUGCUGGUCGCCACGCCGGGUCGACUGGUCGACAUGAUGGAGAGGGGCAAGAUUGGACUUGACUACUGCAACUACUUGGUGCUGGACGAGGCUGACCGGAUGUUGGAUAUGGGCUUUGAGCCACAGAUCCGACGCAUCGUGGAGCAAGAUACUAUGCCGCCUAAAGGCAUCCGUCAGACCAUGAUGUUUAGCGCCACCUUCCCCAAGGAGAUCCAGAUCCUGGCUCGCGACUUCCUGGAGGACUACAUUUUCUUGGCCGUCGGCCGUGUCGGGUCCACCUCGGAGAACAUCACCCAGAAGGUGGUCUGGGUGGAGGAGAAUGACAAGAGGUCCUUCCUCUUGGAUCUGCUCAAUGCCACAGGCAAAGACUCGCUGACUCUGGUUUUUGUGGAGACCAAGAAAGGUGCCGACGCUUUGGAGGACUUCCUGUACCACGAGGGCUACGCCUGCACGAGCAUCCACGGCGAUCGCUCCCAGAGAGACCGCGAGGAGGCUCUUCACCAGUUCCGUUCGGGACGCUGCCCGAUCCUGGUGGCGACGGCUGUGGCCGCUCGAGGUCUCGACAUCUCUAACGUCAAGCACGUCAUUAACUUUGACCUGCCCAGUGACAUUGAAGAGUACGUUCACCGUAUCGGCCGUACGGGACGUGUGGGCAACCUCGGUCUGGCCACGUCGUUCUUUAACGACAAAAACAGCAACAUAACCAAAGACUUGCUGGACAUUUUGGUGGAGGCCAAGCAGGAGGUCCCCUCCUGGCUGGAGAGCCUGGCCUACGAGCACCAGCACAAGAGCAGCAGCCGCGGCCGCUCCAAGAGGUUCUCGGGCGGUUUUGGUGCUCGAGACUACAGGCAGACGCCGGGAGGUUCCGGAGGCUUCGGCGGCAGCCGCACGGGCCGUAACGCCGGCGGACACGGAGGGAACCGUGGCUUCGGUGGAGGGGGCUUCGGCGGAAACUUCUACAGCAGCGACGGCUACGGAGGAAACUACAGCCACUCGGGCAGUGUGGACUGGUGGGGCAACUAGUCUCCAGAAGAGUAGCUUGCCAUACCACCCUGAUGGGAAACCACAUGUUAAGAAAAGAAAAGAAACACAAAAGCGCCAGACCAGACACACAGUACGUACAUUAGCAGGCGGGCCGUCAGCCGGGGGCACGGCGGCGGGGGCGCACCUUCAAGUUCUGGCGUCGUUGGGGGAGAACCCAUGCCCCCCCCCCUGCCCCCUCCAAACUGCCAAAGCGACAAACCAGAGGAUCACUUUCUGUUCAUUGAAUUGAAAUCAGUCUUUUCAUUUCAGCAAAUGGGAAAAUGUUUACUUUGGAAAAUCUUAGCUUAAGAAUCAAGAGACAACAAGCUGGUAUGUGAUCAAACCUUGGCAAAAAACGUGGGGCGUUGUGGCUCUCUGGAGUCACGAUUCCAUUUGAACCUCAAAUUUUCUAGCAAACAGCGCCGCUGUGAACGAUCCGCAUUUGACUCUCUCUUUUCUGCUCACUCUAUCCUGGACGGGCUCCUUUUUUUUGUUUUUUUUUUUUUUUUUUUCCUCUCUCUCUCUCAAUUUGACCACCCAGGCCGCGGCGGUCGCCCGCUUCAACGUUGUUUUUCCUUCUCCUAUUUCAAUCGACUUGACGGCUCCCGCGUUAGCGAGUGGGAGGGGCUUGUCUUCACUCUUUUUGGUUUUGUUUUUAACUAAAACAUUUUCAGUGUACAGUUUUUUUUUUUUUUUUGUGUGUGUGUGUGUGUAUGCGUCCUAACAAAAAGCGCCUGCAUCAAUGGUAAAAGUGGGCCGUCUUCAAAGGACCACUGUCGGGGAGGCGAGGGGGGGCCCAAUCUCGCACCUCAAUGGUCCUCAUGUGCAAGUGUUAUGUUUUUUGGUCAAGGUGAAAGGUCACGUGAGUCGCAGGCUUUGCAAACAUUUUCUCUUUUUCAAGCGGCGUUUGAGGGGGGUGGGGGUGGGGGUGGAGCACAGUUCGUCGCUUUAAACCAGGCGUGGUCAGUCUGAUCGGGGGAGGGGCCGGCGGCGUUAUUUUUCCUUACACUCUUUGUGGGCUUCGUAAAGGUUUCCUGACACUGCUUUGAAAGUUGACUGUGGGUGGGGGGGGGGGGCAAAGUGGGAUGGGUGCAGUUGUCAUUGGUGAAACCGCAAAGCCCCCUCCCCCCCAGUACCGUCUGGUGCGGUCCGUCGCAUGUCAGCACGAUUCUCUCUCGUCAGGUGUGUUGUGCCUUGAAAAUGUUUUUUUAAAUCACGAAUGAAAGCAGAUGCACUGAAGACGUCGAGAAGCCGAGGUCCAAAUGGUGCUACUCGAUUUUGACUCGUUUGUGCCCAUCACGUUUUACUAGCGUUCUUUUUAUUGCACAUCUAGUUUUAUAUAGAUGUCUGGCAUGUGUGUCCUUAGGCUUCCGAAGACAGUGGAAGGAGUUAGAGAAAAAAAAAUAAUAAUAAAAAUAGACAAAACAAUGCAGCUUGUUUACAAACGUUCAAAAGCAGGAUUUAUUUGGGACCAGGGGGGAUGUACCGGUGGGGGGGGGGGGGGGGAAUUUAGCCAUUUGCACAGAUUUCUAGAUUCUAUUUUGCUGCUAAUUUUGUGUAAUUUAUUAAGCAUUUUUGAGAAAUAUUUAUUUUUGUAAGCCUCAAAAGUGAUUCUUUGAAAGUUUCAGAAAACUUGACCAAAAGACAGUACAUUAAAAAAAGAGAAAAAAAAAAAAACACUGGCACUUGAAUGUUGAAUGUCACCUGUAUGCGUGAAAUUUCUAUAUUCCGGGUAGUGUGAGCUUUUUAACGUUGGAUACAUCAGACUGUGAUUACUUGAUGAUAAAAUCCACAGCUGUGUUCAGGGCCCCCACGGGGCUGGUCAUACAUCCGAUUUAUUCAAACUCUCUCAAUUGGUCUGGGGGGGAGGGGGAGGGGGAGGGGGAGGGGGGGUUGGGUGAGGGGCUAAAAAUGUAGCAAAUGGAAUUGAAGUUCAACCAAAAAAAGAAAACGAAAACAAAAAACAUGCCAAGGUUUGGAAUCAAGCUGUCAAAAGAGCAAAUGUGUUUCCUAAGCGUAGUGUCAAAAAAAAAAAAAAAAAAAAAAUUCUCCUACUGUGUGCAUACUAACGUGAUUUGGUCCAGUGAACGUCUGGCACAUGGCAAUCUUCAAAGAAACAAAGAACAUGUGGUUUAUUGUCAUUGUUGUAUUUGCAUUCUAUAUUAGCGCGCCGCCCUCCACCCCCGUUCGGUGGCGGAAGCGCGGACGGAGAUCUUUAGACGUAGAUUUUGCUUUCUGUAUUAGCUUCCAGGCUAAUGCGCAGUUUGGGAAAGGACUCUGCUGCACACUUGUAUGAUUUUAUCCGAAUAAAAUGUUUGAAUGCAAAAGUA